Botrytis cinerea B05.10 is the source of this 1672-nucleotide messenger RNA. RefSeq lists its product as hypothetical. The coding region runs from base 78 to 1505 and encodes 475 amino acids. The record is from RefSeq and is a predicted model, not a curated record. The transcript has a single exon. NCBI's taxonomy places the organism in Eukaryota, Fungi, Ascomycota, Leotiomycetes, Helotiales, Sclerotiniaceae.
GAUUUUAUUGAAAACUUACUCUAAUUCUUCACAUUAUUUUUCAAGUUUAUAAUCCUAUGUCUCAACAUUAAGUCAAGAUGGCAGAACAAGUGAUAGAUCCAGCUAAACCCAUCUUGUCAUUUAGGGAUCGAGAAUUAAUUACUCAAGGUCAUAGACAAACAUAUGAACAGCCAGACGAGAUAUCUCUCGAAAUCAUCGAAAAAGCCAUUUAUGAUGAUAGAAGAGGGCCACCAAGAGUUCCCGGUGGAGAUCCAAAAGACACCAAUCUCCUUCCAUUUCAACAAUUGUCGCUACUCGAUCUUCAAAGAUUCCUGGCGUUCUGUGGUCCAGUCAGCGGUCCAGAUGAUCAAACGGCCUACAAUGAAAACAUAGGCGCCAGCAUUCUUAAAGUAACAGAUGCUUAUCUCCGUCAGAUUUGUCUAUUCGUAAAUAGCCACUCACCAAUUCGAACUGGGCGUGAAGAUUAUCCAACAGCGGCUUAUUUGCCUCAUGACUUUUGGGCUCCAACAACUAAUCCGCCUACAGAAGAAUACAUAGAAGAUAGGGCAAAAUUCAUAAGGACGAAAGCACGUCUCCCACCUCAAAGACUUAGAGCUCUUACCCACUUGUUCAUUCAUAUCACACCAUUUCCUACACAUCUUUCUAUGAAACCAGACAGUACCUUGCUGGUAAUAACGCCUAGAGCAGCUACAAUAGAAUAUUUUGAUUAUUUGGAUCACCCAGAUAAGCAUUACAUAAUAGGUGAUAUUAUGAAUGUCAUCUCUCGUGUGGAUCCAGAUCGAGAUAGCACAUGGCUUGAACUUGCAGAUUGGAAAUCUAGAACUGGAGAGAAUAAGGGAGCGGAUCAGGUUAGAGACCGACCGCCUGCAAGAUUGAGAGGAAGUCAGAUUCACGUUUGUACAGAUGCUCUAGGUCAAGCUUUAGGACACAACGUUCGUUUGGAUUACCCAAUGCAUCUUGGGGAAACUAUGAAUUAUUACGGCAAAGAAUAUGAUUUUGUGAAUUGGAGAAAAGCAAUGAUUAUUACGGUCGAUCUCUAUCUUGGAUACUUCUCAAAUGUCAUUACGGAUCGGCAAUUUAAACCUAGAAUUAAAAGAAUUUUUGGUCAUCGUCCAUAUAAGGAAGAGGAGAAGCAGCCUUGGAUAGACAAUGCGAGACAGAGAAGAGGGGGUACUCGAUGGCUACAUUUUAACAACAAGGUGUUUAGAAGAUUGUUGCCGAGAGAGUUAGCUCAGUGGAAUGCAUCAAAUAUUUGGAGAGGACUUGGUGAAGUGGAAUUGAUUGAGAAAGCUAGAAUAAGAGAGGGGCAUCCUAGUAGGUUGCAUAGAUACCAUGAUAUGCCAGAAGGGGCAGAAUUAGGAGAAUUUGGAAAAGAGAUGAAGGGACGAAGAGCAAGAAAAUUGAGGAGAUGGUUGGAAGAUCAAGAUGUUGAUGAAGGUCGCAGGGUAACUCGCUAUCAUACAGAUUUAGAGACGAUAGGAUGGAUAAUUGGUGGAGGAAUGUAGUGAUUGGGUGGAUUAAAGCAGAGGAUGUGGGGACUUGAUAAAAAUUAAGUAUUUGAUUCUUGUGGACUGAUUAUUAUGUAUAUUUAUUUCUUUUUCCAUUUUGGUUAGAUCUGGCAAACGAGCAGCAGGAAUAGCAUUGGAGCCAAAAUAGUAUGUUUACCUAGGCA